This is a messenger RNA of Exophiala spinifera, 375 nucleotides long. RefSeq lists its product as uncharacterized. The record is from RefSeq and is a predicted model, not a curated record. Gene Ontology annotation, molecular function: protein-folding chaperone binding. Bases 1 to 375 code for a protein of 124 amino acids. Gene Ontology annotation, cellular component: prefoldin complex; cytoplasm. NCBI's taxonomy places the organism in Eukaryota, Fungi, Ascomycota, Eurotiomycetes, Chaetothyriales, Herpotrichiellaceae. Gene Ontology annotation, biological process: protein folding; chaperone-mediated protein complex assembly. The transcript has 2 exons.
AUGGAAGAGGAAAGAAACAAACUGCAGACUCUCUCCGAGGCCCUGCAAAAGUUACAGGACGAUUUACAGACCACGAUCGAAGCGCGACAGAAACUCGAAGCCCAGCAGCAGGAAAACAAGGCUGUUCAGAAGGAGUUUGCAACCUUGAGCGACCAGGCUGGGAUUUACAAACUUGUCGGCCCUGUGUUGCUGAAGCAGGACAGAACCGAAGCUGUGGGUGCUGUGGACGGUCGACUGGAAUUCAUUGGCAAAGAGAUCAACCGAACUGAAGGCAGGAUCAAAGAGUUACAAGAUGGUGCUGAGAAAAAGAGAGUAGCAUUGCUACAACUGCAGCAAAAGCUCCAGAUGGCUGCGCAGGAACAGGCAAGUGGUUGA